AUGAAACAAGGUUCGCUCACAUCAUCAAGGUCAAAAAGUCACCCGUCUCCACACUAUCUCCCCAAGUGCUGGAGAGUUAUUCUACCUCCGCUGUCAUUUGAUGCACCGUCCCGCAAGAUCUUGCUGCACACAAUCAAAGAAACAUUAUACCACACCUACCAUGAAGCUGCACUUUCUGUGGGCCUCUUCAAUGACAUCAAUGAAGGAUACUUUGCGCUUGAAGAAGCUGUUGCCAAUCACCAGCUGCCUACUCAACUCUGCUUUCUCUUUGCACAAAUUAUCCUCGAAGGUUACCCUGCACUACCUUUAUGGAACCAUUUCCGCGGUGGUCUUGCUUUCAAUUACAUCAGUAAAAGUGGCUCUGAAUACAUCAGCACUGAUAGUGCAUUGCAACAAAUUGCAAGCUACCUCGAGGAUGGACACCACUCACUCAAAGACUUUGGUCUGCCAGAGCCUCAACACCAAAGUGCUGAAAUCAUCACUAAACUUGAAGCCUUCAGUGAUUGUGAAUCUGAAUUGGAACACAAAGCUUAG
Suillus clintonianus is the source of this 534-nucleotide messenger RNA. RefSeq lists its product as uncharacterized. The transcript has a single exon. Lineage: Eukaryota; Fungi; Basidiomycota; Agaricomycetes; Boletales; Suillaceae. The record is from RefSeq and is a predicted model, not a curated record. Bases 1 to 534 code for a protein of 177 amino acids.